AUGGCAGCUGAUAAUGGGAAGCGGGCCGCUAUUUGCAGAAAUGAAAAUCAAGUAAGUUCAGAAGGUUUUGAAAUAUUUGAUGUUUUAGAAUCAACAUUUGAGACAGAUACGGAUAGAAAUGGACGGAAAUGGGCAGAAUUUCACCAUUGGUCGCACAGAUUCAAACCCGGGUCCAUUGGUACAACAGUCAGUGUCACUCACCUAUGGAAUGGAAUUGGAGACCAUCAGAAAAGUCAAAAGAAUUGUAGGUCACCCGCCCCAAAGCAUCAUACUAGACAUGGCCAGAAACAUUCUGUCUCAAUGAGUUCUUCCUACUUGCAAGGUAUCAAAGAAUCGGAGAGAGAUUUUCAGCUUGUCAUUGAGUAUGUCAUGAGGGAUAUGUGGAAGUGUACUGGUGCUUUACAGAAACUUCUAUAUCUGUACAACUUCGACGUAUUGGUUCAGGAUCCUAAUAUGAUGUUGGAACGACCUUUUGGUUAUGGCUUAGUGACUGUAGUCGUUCCACCCCUCAGAAGAGGUGAUAACAGUCUAUUGUUAUGGAAUAUGAAAAAUUUCUCAACUCCUGUUCAUACUUUCUUUGGACAUUCAGAUGUAGUAGUAGAAUUUGGCUGGAGAAAACCUACAGAAGAUUCAAGAGAAUAUCAAUUAGUUACUUUUGCAAAAGAUCAUUUCUUGAGGACAUGGGUAGUGGAUGCAUAUUUGCAGAAGGCUUGUGGUCACUUAUAUCCAGAUGAUGAUAAUGUGAUAGAUCCUUUGUUAGAUUCUCAAGAUACUGCUAGCCAAGCUUCCGUUACAAGUGCUAGGGAAACAGAACCUGGUAUUCCAAGUUCACCUCCUGCUACACCUGCUAAACUUAAAGAUAGAAAUGGGAAUGUAACCUCAGUUACUACUACACUAGCUCAGCCUCAAAACUUGGAGCAAGAAUUUUCACUUGUUAAUUUAAAUAUACCCAAUAUGACUAUAGAUGAAAUGGAUGCAUAUAAGCGAUCAUGUACAGUAACAGUCAUUAGUGGAAAAUAUAUUGUCUCAUUGAAACUAACAUUUCCAACAACAUAUCCAUACAAUAAUCCCCCAUCCUUCCAGUUUUGCAAAGGUACAAACAUAGAUGAUGAAAUGAGAAAUAAGGUCUUAAAGGUUUUAAAAGUGGUUUCUCAACAACAAGUUAAAAGGAAUCGUUCAUGUUUAGAGCCAUGUGUACGACAAGUAGUUAGUUUCUUAGAUACAUUAGCAGCUGAAGAUAAAGGGGAACCUUCAAUGCCAGAAAGUCCUUUUCAUAUUGAAGCUGCAAAAUCAAGCUUUAAUCCUACCUCUCCCUAUGGAUUUCAAGAUGUUAGUGUUCCGUUUCCGAGAACUUCUGGUGCUAGGUUUUGUGGUGCUGACUUAUUGGUUGUUUUUACAAGACCAUCACACUUACAUAGAAUUAAUGCUCCCACUGAUGAUACUCCACGCUCAUUAUCAGCAUUAUCUGCUUAUUUGGCAUCUCAUGUUGUCCUUCCAUUGAAAGGCAGAACUGCAUCAUCAUCACCUGCUCAGUAUAGCCUUGUGUAUCCACCUCUAGCCCAAAGUCCCAGUGGUGAAACAUCUGUUUCCAUUUCAUCAUUUUAUCAUCAGGAUAGAAAGCAGAGAAAACGUAGAAGUUUACAAGAUAGAAGGUCUUCUGGAGCAAAACAAUUGAGUAACUCUGGUGCUGUUUUGAUAUAUAAUAUUUCCAAAUUAAUGCCCAUCAACCCAAUUUUGGCACAAAACUAUGUGUUUGGUUCUGAGGAUAUUGCUGCUACCUGUGCAAAGAAUGCUGCAGUAGCAGCAAAAGAAGGCUGCAAAGAUCUAGUCCAGGUUUGGUCAUUAGCUGGUCAUAUAUCUAAUGCUGCAUCAGUACCGAUCACAGAUCCUGAUAGUAUGCCAUUUGCAACUCAUCCAUUUGGACAAAAGAUGCUUCAGUCUUUAAUAUUUCAUUAUGGCAAUCAUUAUGAUGUUCAAACAGCAGCUAUGCUGGCAUGCAUUUUUCAUGUAAAAUCAAAUGAAAACAAACCAAGAAAGGUUGCUGACACAAAUUCAGGAGGCAAUAUUAGUCAAAUAUCUGGGAAGUGGUGGCUGAAGCCUGGUGGUUCACCUUAUCAUACAGUGGUACCAGCAGAUAAUACUUUUGAAGUCUGGAAUAUUGUUGGGGCAGCAUUGAAAAGGAAUCGAUCUAAUAGUUGGUCCGAUUCCGUGGAAGAAUACAGUUUUUUUGAUGAUCAUACUACCAGAAACGGAAGAAGUGAUUUUCGUGAUGAGGAGAGAGAAGCACUUUCAGCUAGUUCUAAGCUUCUUGAUCCUGCCUAUUCUACUCAAUUUGAUCAAUACAAGACAAUUUAUGCUGAUGUCUUAUAUAGAUGGAAUUUACUUGAACAAAGAGCUCAAGUAUUAAAAACUGUUUCAACUUCUGCAGAAAAGCACAAAGGAAUUGAAUUUGUAACGGAAUGUCAGCACUGUAAAAAAGAUGUAACAGGAGCUCAAUGCCAGUCAUGCAAAAAGUAUAGUUUUCGCUGCAUUAUCUGCGGUGUGUCUGUAAAAGGUUGUUCCAGUUUCUGCAUGGCUUGUGGUCAUGGUGGUCAUACAAAACACUUGGAAGAAUGGUUCAGAGAUAUGGAUGUUUGCCCAUCUGGAUGCGGAUGCAAAUGUUUGGAAGCUAAUGAUAUUUUUGGAACAUGACAUUUUUUUAGCUUUCUGUUUUUGUUUGUUUUAGAAAAGUGCUCAUUAAUAAGAAACUCAAGUGCCAAAAUUUUCUAAUUCCUCAUUUUGAAUCUCAUAAAUGCCUGUAUUUUUCUUUUGUGGUAUUACCAGUGAACAUUCACUUGAUGAAGCGUAGUUACAGCAUGUAGGUCUACAUUGAAUUCAAAAAAAAUUUUCAUAACAUGCCCCCAUGUUGAUUCUGAGACUUGUUUGAGGACUGUAAAAAAUAUUUCUGGCUAUGAUAUCUCUAAUACCAUUGACCAAAAAACUCCCUAAGUCAUGGAAUCAUAAAGUUAUGUUCCAUAAAAUCUCACGUAGCUUUUAGGGAUAUAAAUAAGCAGACUUGCUGAGCCACUGCAGAGUAUGAAACUCGGAUAAGUAUAGAGUAUGAAAAUGUUUCUUGUGGCUGGAUGGGGCAAUGCAUAUCCUCCUUAAGCACAUCAUACCAUGCAGGAUGCAUUACAACUAUAUAUGAUAUAGUUGAUCUGCUAGAAAGAUCUUAUUAUUGGUAAUAUUAUUUCCUUAAUAUGUUCCUGGAGAAAGCUCCCUAUAUAAUAAGCAUAUAGCUACUGCUACUUUAAGAUGACCUGUUAAAUUGUUCUGUGAUUUUCUGUUGUCUUCACUCUAUCUCAAUUUUGCCAUCAAAGCUAAGUUGAAAUUUAUCUACCGAGACAAUAGAUACCUAUUUGAUGAAAAUGUAAACAGAAAAGGCAGACUGUCAACCACGAGUAACCAACAGUGGCUGAUUAUACAGAACUUGAGGUUUUGUAGCUAUAGAAUGGAGUGCAUUGUCAUCAUACCAGAUAUGAUUUAUGCAACUGCUGCUGUGUUUGUAGUCUGUACAAUCCUUAACAAACUGUGUUGACUCUAGUCAUCAGUGACCUAUUUUUCAAUGAUGAUAUGCUAUUUUAGUAAACUGCCAAUAAAUCCUUAAUAUAAUUGCUUUUAAGAACCUUAUGUUUGCAAACCAUUUGGCUGACAAAUAGCCUAUCUGUUAUGUAUUGAAUCUGCAACCAUCAUCAAAAUCACAUUUUUUUCCCAUUGUCACUUUUUUUUUUUUUUUUUUUUUUUUUACAUUGUUGUAUACUGCAUAAAUUUGUCUGUGUGUAAUAUUAAUGAAGGUGGAUAUGCUUGAUAGAGGGAGACUAGCAUUCAGUUCCCAUUGCAGCCACACUUUAAUAAUUUGUUUAGUGAGUAUAUUAUCAGUAAAUAAACAGUAAUUUAUUUAAAAUACUUAAUUUCAGUGAAAUAAUGAAAAUUAGAAUGUUGAAAUAAAAUUUUAAUCUGUAAUAGCAAAUCUAAAGUUUUAAUUUCUGUUUCACGAUUUUUUAUUCCUAUUGAAUAGAAAUGUAUUUAUUAAAACCAACUAUUGCAAAUGAUCUCUUUCAUAUGUGCUAUAUUUCUUAUUUAUAAAUAUUUGUAACCAUUGUACAAACAGAAUGAAGUGCCUAAGAGCUCAAUUUAUUUUCAUAUUUAAUUACUGAGCUUAUGUUUAUGUAAAGUGACAUAAGUAAGAUAAGUAUAUAUGUUUUGUAAAAUAUUUUUGUAAAUUAUUCAAGAAUUAAAAAAAAAGUUUGAUUUUUUGUUA
Stegodyphus dumicola is the source of this 4300-nucleotide messenger RNA. It is a transcript of the gene Wdr59, whose product is annotated as WD repeat domain 59. Gene Ontology annotation, biological process: cellular response to amino acid starvation; positive regulation of TORC1 signaling. Lineage: Eukaryota; Metazoa; Arthropoda; Arachnida; Araneae; Eresidae. Gene Ontology annotation, molecular function: protein binding; signaling adaptor activity. Gene Ontology annotation, cellular component: Seh1-associated complex; vacuolar membrane. The record is from RefSeq and is a predicted model, not a curated record.